UGAGAGACGCUGCAGUUAUCAGAGGCUGAAAUUUCUUCUUCGCUGGUCAUGUGCCAUGUUUGCGGAAGUGAUUAAAUCUCUACCUCUUAUGUUGUAGCUACAUUUUGAACUUCAUCAUGAAUUUGCCAAAGGGUCCCGAGUCUCUGUGCUUCGACAAAGACGUCUUCAUGAAGGAUGACUUUGACGUGGACCAGUUCGUGGCCGAGUGCCGGAAGCAGGUUCAGCUGGAGGAGAUGAGGGAGGACCUGGAGCUCUACUACAAGCUGCUGAAAACAGCCAUGGUGGAGCUUAUAAACAAGGACUAUGCUGAUUUUGUCAAUCUCUCCACCAAUCUGGUGGGGAUGGACAAGGCCCUCAAUCAGCUCUCCGUGCCACUGGGACAGCUACGGGAGGAGGUCAUGAGCCUUCGGUCGUGCGUCAGCGAGGUGAUCCAAGCCAUAGAUGUGCAGCUAUCCAAACAGGAAGACCUGCAGAAGAAAAAGGUCUGCGUCCUGAGGCUGAUCCAAGUGGUGCGCUCGGUGGAGAAGAUUGAGAAAAUCCUCAACUCGCAAAACCCCAAAGAGUCCAACUCGUUGGAAAUCAGCAGCCCCCCAUUAGCAGGUCAGAUCUUAGAGAGGAUCGCCACCGAGUUCAACCAGCUUCAGUUCCACGCCGUGCAGAGCAAAGGGAUGCCCCUGCUGGACAAAGUCCGACCCCGCAUCGCGGGCAUCACCUCCAUGCUGCAGCGCUCCCUGGAGGGUCUCCUCAUCGAGGGUCUGCAGACGUCCAACGUGGACAUGGUGCGCCACUGCCUCAGGACGUACGCCACCAUCGACAAGACGCGAGACGCUGAGGCGCUGGUGGGACAAGUGCUGGUCAAACCCUUCAUGGAUCAGGUGAUUGUGGAGGAGGUGGUCAAGUCCAGUCCCAACGGUCUCCAGGUGUUGUACUCCAGGCUGCUGGAGUUUGUUCCUCACCACUGCAGACUUCUGAGAGAAGUGACCGGAGGAGCCAUAUCCAGCGACAAAGCCGACAUCGUUCCCGGCUACGACUUCCUGGUCAACUCGGUGUGGCCCGAGAUGGUGAAAGGCAUCGAGGAGAGGCUUUCGUACCUCUUCAACCCCGGCAACCCCGACAUAUUCUACGAGCGUUACAGCGCAAGCACAGAGUUUGUACGCCGGUUCGAGCGCCAGUGCAGCUCGCAAGCCAGCGUGAGACGGCUCAGAGCGCACCCGUCCUACGUGGGCUUCCACAAUAAAUGGAACCUGCCCGUAUAUUUUCAGCUGAGGUAUAAGGAAAUAGCGGGAAGCCUGGAGAACGCCAUCAGUGAUGGAUUACAGGCGGCGCCAGCCAGCAGCGCGUACCACCUUCAGGCGUCCGCGUCGCUGUGGUCUUGCCUGACGCGCUGCUGGGCCGACAAAAUCUACCUCCCGCAGCUGGCCCAUCGCUUCUGGAAGCUCACGCUGCAGCUCUACUCCCGAUACGGUACCUUCCUGGAUGAGGUGCUGACCAAGACCGCUCUGCUCGAGGCGAGCAAAGAGCCCGCCCGGGCCCUCCCCAGCUCGGCGUCGUCCACCUCCAGCAGGACGUCCGUGGAGGAGACCGGCAGCGAGAGCGGGAGUCCGACCUCGCUGUCCACCAAAAAGCUGGUCCGCGUCGCGGCCGACGUCCAAAAACUGCAAGAGCAAUUACCAGAAGUGACGGAAAUGGUCAGACGGCGUUUAGAAGCCAUCGGGUUCACAAACUUUGCGAUUGUGGAAGAGGCGUUAGCGGACUCCAAAGGGUGCCUGACCAGCAGCAUCCCGGCCCUCAGCACCCGCAUGACCCAACAACUGAGCGAACGCAGCUGCCGCUUCCUGAAGAACGCGUCCGAAGUGCCGCGACUCUACCGCAGGACCAAUAAGGAGGCGCCCGUGCGAGCGUCGGCGUACAUGGACAACGCUUUGCAGCCGUUGCAUCAGCUGCUGACCGACUCGACGGGGCUGGUGGACGCGGCGACGGCGCGCCAGUGGCUGCGGGUGACGCUUUCGGAAUGCACGCAGAGGUACUAUGAGACCAUUUCGGAGGUUCUGAGCUCGGUGAGGAAGAUGGAGGAGAGCCUGAAGCGACUGAAGCAAGCCAGGAAGGGCGCCACCGCGUCCACCGGCGGCGGAGGAGGAGCGGCCGGAACCAACGGGGGCCCGUCGGAUGACGCAAAGAUCCGGCUGCAGCUGGCUCUGGACGUGGAGUACCUGGGGGAACAGAUCCAGAAGAUGGGCCUGGACCCGGCAGACGUCUCCAUGUUCUCCGCACUGAUGGAGCUGGUGAAAGAAGCCAGAGACCUCGGUGAACACAACCCCUGACGACAACAAAAAAGUGAAAAAUAAAAACAUUAUCUUAUAGUACGACCUUCGAUCAGGAAGAACAAAGACAGUUUAAUAGAUAUUGUUAAGCCAAAGUGCUUACAGAAUGUCAAACUGUGAUUGGAUCGUGUAUUGGUAAAUAUGUAUAAAGGGAUUGGAGGAGGUGAGUUGAAUACACGUGUGUGGUUUUCUUCGCAAACAAGUGGACGGCUUGUAUUGAGUGACGCAAGAAACUGAGUAUUUAUAUUGCAAGUUGAAAUGAGCACAGGAGUCAAGUUAACAUACAAUUUGUGUCAUUGAUUCCUAGUACAGUUUAGAUGUAGUUCUUGGGAAACACUCCACUCAUUUCUGCUGUUUCACUGAGGGAGAUUACGGUGCUAUUACCAUUUAAUGACUGAAAGGUAUGUUUCCAAGUCCCACCUUGCCGACAAACACAAUUAU
Syngnathoides biaculeatus (alligator pipefish) is the source of this 2762-nucleotide messenger RNA. RefSeq names its product component of oligomeric golgi complex 2 (gene cog2). Lineage: Eukaryota; Metazoa; Chordata; Actinopteri; Syngnathiformes; Syngnathidae. The transcript is spliced from 18 exons. Gene Ontology annotation, biological process: Golgi organization; protein transport; intra-Golgi vesicle-mediated transport. The record is from RefSeq and is a predicted model, not a curated record. Gene Ontology annotation, cellular component: COG complex; membrane. The coding region runs from base 117 to 2321 and encodes 734 amino acids.